Molecule: messenger RNA, 3335 nt
Organism: Pogona vitticeps (central bearded dragon)
Lineage: Eukaryota; Metazoa; Chordata; Lepidosauria; Squamata; Agamidae
Source: RefSeq, a predicted model, not a curated record
AUGCGGCUUCUGCCGGAGCUGAUUGGUAUUCCUAAAAAGUUGAGCGGCUGGCGUCUGCGAGAGAAAGCCGCUCCGUCUUGGCUCGGAGCGCAGGAAAGGCCGGAGCUGGGCCCGGCCCAGAUGCUCUCCACCACGAACCCGUUGUACGAGACCUAUUACAAGCAGGUGGAUCCAGCCGGCACCGGGCGAAUCGGAGCCAGCGAUGCGGCCCUUUUCUUGAAGAAGUCAGGCUUGGCAGACACUGUUCUUGGGAAGAUAUGGGACUUGGCAGAUCCCGAAGGCAAAGGAUUCUUGGACAAACAGGGAUUCUUCAUUGCACUGCGACUGGUGGCAUGUGCGCAGAGCGGCCACGAUGUCAGCCUCAGCAGCCUCAGCUUGCCGUUGCCGCCUCCGAAAUUCCCCGACAGCACGAGCCCACUCCUGGUGUCUUCGUCGGAUGCUCACUGGGCUGUCAGAGUGGAGGAACGAGCCAAAUUUGAUGGCAUUUUUGAAAGUCUCCUCCCGGUCAAUGGUUUGCUUUCGGGAGACAAAGUGAAGCCGGUACUAAUGAACUCCAAGCUACCUCUGGAUGUCCUGGGGAGGGUGUGGGACCUCAGCGACAUCGACAAGGAUGGGCAUUUGGACCGAGACGAGUUUGCCGUGGCGAUGCACCUGGUCUACCGGGCCCUCGAGAAGGAGCCAGUCCCCUCCGUCCUGCCCUCGUCGCUCGUCCCGCCUUCCAAGCGGAAGAAGGCGGCCCUGUUUCCAGGGGCAGUGCCGGUCCUGCCCGCCAGCCCUCCCCCCAAAGACAGCCUGCGCUCCACCCCGUCCCAUGGCAGCGUCAACAGCCUCAACAGUACAGGGAGCUUGUCCCCCAAGCACAGCUUGAUUCACUUAUCGCCCUCGGCCAACUGGGUGGUCCCCCUUGGGGACAAGGCACGCUACGACGAGAUUUUCCUGAAAACGGAUCUCGACAUGGACGGCUUUGUGAGCGGCCUGGAAGUCAAGGACAUAUUUAUGCACUCGGGGCUGUCCCAGAAUGUCUUAGCCCACAUCUGGGCGCUGGCCGACACGAGGCAAACGGGGAAGCUCAACAAGGACCAGUUUGCUCUGGCCAUGCACCUCAUUCAGCAGAAGGUCAGCAAGGGGGUCGAUCCGCCCCAAGUGCUGCUCCCGGACAUGAUUCCCCCAGCGGAAAGGACCACCCCGGUCCAGGACAGCUCCAGUUCCGUAGGAUCGGGGGAAUUCACCGGCGUGAAAGAACUGGACGAUAUCAGCCAGGAGAUCGCGCAGCUGCAAAGAGAGAAGUAUUUGUUAGAACAAGAAAUUCGAGAGAGGGAAGGAGCGAUCCGUCAGAAAACCAGCGAAGUCCAGGAGCUGCAGAACGACCUCGACCGGGAGACCAGCAGUUUGCAAGACCUGGAAGCUCAGAAGCAAGACGCCCAGGACCGCCUGGAUGAGAUGGAGCAGCAGAAGGCCAAGCUGAAGGACAUGCUGAGCGACGUGAAGCAGAAAUGCCAGGAGGAGACACAAGUGAUCACAUCGCUGAAGAUGCAGAUUGAAUCCCAGGAAUCGGAUCUGAAGUCCCAGGAAGACGAUAUCGGCCGAGCAAAAACUGAACUGAAUCGGCUGCAGCAGGAAGAGACGCAGCUGGAACAGAGCAUCCAGGCUGGGAAAGUGCAGCUGGAGACCAUCAUCAAAUCUUUGAAGUCCACCCAGGAAGAAAUCAACCAGGCAAGGAGCAAACUCUCCCGGUUGCAAGAGAGCCACGUGGAGGCCAGCCAGAGCCUUGACCUAUACAACGAAGCCUUGAACGGCGUCCACGGGGGUAGCAUGACGAACCUGGCGGAUCUCAGCGAGGGGGGCGCCCAGAAAGACCGGAGUGGCUUCGGGGCUUUGGAGGGUCCAUUCAAGAACAAGGCCCUGAUAUUCAGCAGCCACGGUCAAGAGAUGCCCCCCGACCCUUUCCACACUGAGGACCCCUUUAAAGGAGCAGACCCUUUCAAAGGCAAUGAUCCUUUCCAGAACGACCCUUUCGCUGAUCAGCCCUUGGCCGCUUCAGAUCCAUUCGGAGGGGAUCCGUUUGAAGAAAGCGACCCAUUCCAGGCAUCUGCCCCCGAAGAUUUCUUUAAGAAACCGGAGAAAAGCGACCCAUUCACUUCAGAUCCCUUCCUACAGAACUCCACGCUCCCUAACAAAUCGAAUUUCUUCGACCACAGCGAUCCUUUCCUGUCCCUGAGCGCCUCUUCCUCAAAAGGCCCAGAUCCGUUUGGGACGCUGGACGCCUUUGGGAGCAGCGCUUUCAGUGGUGGCAGCACCGAAGGCUUUGCCGAUUUCAGCCGCAUGUCGAAGCCGCCGGCUUCGGAUCCGUUCUCCUCCUCUUUCGGAGGCUCUGGUUUCCCGGACGACCCUUUUAAGAGCAAAGCAGACACUCCUGCCCUCCCACCGAAGAAAAGCGUGCCCGUGAGGCCAAAACCAUCCAGUGGUAAGAGCCCUCCCGUCGGCCAGGGGGGGUCUUCCGACUUCGCCACAGCCCCCGAUCCAUUUCAGCCGUUUGGGGCCGACCGCCACCGCGACCCGUUUCAGACUCAGAAAGGGUUUGGGGAUCUGUUUAGUGGAAGAGACCUCUUUGCUCCUUCCUCUCCGAGUAAACCUACUAAAGACUCUUCCCUGGGGUUUGCGGACUUCAGCUCUCUUGGCAAUGAGGAGCGUCAGCUGGCGUGGGCCAAGCGGGAGAGUGAGAAAGCAGAGCAGGCGAGGCUGGCCCGCUUGCGGCGCCAGGAGCAGGAGGACCUGGAACUGGCCAUCGCCCUCAGUAAGGCUGACAUGCCGACUCCUUAAAAGCCCCUGGGUGGGCCAACCAGCCGAGUAGACCCCGGCGCGCCUCCUAGGUUCUCGGUGGCGUCAUCAUCCCCCACACUCACACACCUUGUUUCUCAUUCGAUCGGCACAUAUGUCUGACGGCCUCGGUGGGACUUUUCUGGCAAGGACCGAAGAGCCGCGUUUGAUCGUCUUGGGCGUCCCAUCCUCUCGUUCCUGCCUUCUUUUCUCAUUUUAAGAAAAGACUCGUCCGAGACUCUUUGGGGACUGGAAGGACUUCUCGGGGGUCCAGAGUCGCCCGGUGGCCCCGACCGACCGGCAUUGAGCUGAAGGGGGGGCCUUGCCAGCACCAGGGGGGAAAGCUAGCGCCGUGGAAAACGCCCCGACCCACCAAAUGCCACCCCCUGGCGUUUCUUGCGCAUCUCCCCUGCCAGUGUUCACCUCCAUGAAACCGAUGCUGGCAGUUGUCACUCCGUCAUACGCCCAAGUUGAAAACAAGAAGCGUGGUUUCCAUAAAGUGAUAUGCUUUGCUUUUA